Messenger RNA from Triticum urartu, 2807 nucleotides. RefSeq lists its product as uncharacterized. The record is from RefSeq and is a predicted model, not a curated record. Lineage: Eukaryota; Viridiplantae; Streptophyta; Magnoliopsida; Poales; Poaceae.
AUAACCCUAACCCUAACCUCUGGAAAAUUCCCCACCACCCCAACCCCGACCCUUUCUUCCUCCUCUCGAAAAUUCCGCACCACCCCGACCCCGACGCCAUCUUCCUCCUCUCGGAAGUUCCCCACCACUCCGACCGCAACCCCUUCUUCCUCCUCUCGGAAGUUCCCGACCACUCCGACCAAUGGGGCUCUCAAUUUCAGUCUUCCGCUCGCACACCGCUAGCCUUGACGCUGACGAGACGGCGCCGCCGCAGCCAUGGGUGCUCGUGCCGUCCGUUCCCGCGUUGGUGAUUGCAUCUGGGUUUAUGCGCUUAGGUACCUACCGAGUUCCCGUAGAUCAUCCGUUCGUGUCUGCUGUGGAUUCCUCCGGAUUGCUGCUGUGUUCCUCCAACUACAUCGCGGACAACCCCAGGCAGUAUUUCCUCUGGGAUGCGGCGGGGCACACAUCGUCAGAACUGCCUCAGCCUGAUCCCCUCAAGGUUGGCCACCCCAGUGGAAUUGGUCUGCUACGCAAAGGCACUGCUGUGCUCGUGGCUGACCUCCAGAGAACAGUGGAUGGGCCUGUACUGUGCUACUGGGAGGCUGGGAGUGAUAGAUGGCUGCUCAAGAGACCCUCAGGGUGUUCUCCUAACUUCGAAAUUUCUCAUGGAGUUCUUUCCCACAGAGGAAGGCUUUUCUGGUUCAACCUUGCAAAAGGUAUAUCCCAUUGUGACCCGUUUCUUGAUACCCCUGUGCUGUGCUUCAUAGCUCUUCCGUUGGAUUGCGAAGAGUGCAAUGAUGGUGGGUUAGAUGAACUGGCAAGGCGACGCUGCAUCAAGUUGAGUUUAGGACAGAUAUGCCUCAUUGACAUUCAACAGUUAUGGGAUACUCCUGCUCUUGUCAUGUGGUCGAUGAACCUUGCUGAUGAGGGAAGUCAAUCAGACUGGGUCCGCACCUAUCGUGUUCCUCUGUGUGAUGUAUGGAGUGGUUGGGAACCUCCGAUGCUCAGCCUUGUCCACCCGUAUAAUCCGAAUAUCCUCUAUCUUUCCAACGGUCUCAAAGUAACUGCAGUGGACAUGCUUACAAGGCGCGUGAUUGAAGUGCAAGACUUGUCGACGGGCUCCUCUUCGAUGAUACACGCUUGGAUUUUGACUCCAGAGCUGCAGAAGCACAUAAAAGGCUCAGGAAAGAAGAGUGUGCGUAUCGUCCUUGGUGGAAUGCCAAUGCUGUCCCGACCAGUGAAGACCCAGAACACUCCUCAUGAGUUGUCACUGGAUUCCUGCCCUUUGAAUCUUGAUAUCCUUCUCGAGAUUGUAAAGCGAUGCAGCCUCACCUCGGUUGUCAAAUUUGCUCUUUCCUGUAAGCUCAUCCGCAGGAACAUAUCAAGCCGUAAUUUUCUUGGGCAGCUGGGCCGAGGCCGGAGGUUCACUUCAUCAAUUUACCUUGGUCAUUUUGAGAAUUACUGCAGCCGGCUGAUUACUAGACCACAUUUUAUCCCGUCACCACUGCCCAAUGCUGGGGUGCUGCCUAGAAUGGUACAUUCAUCUCUUAUGGAGGAAAGGUCCAUCGGUAGCCUUAUAGAUCUGACGGUGGCUGGAAUUCAUGCUGGAGUCCUGGUUCUGUCAGAUAAUGUUGAUCCAGAGGUCUGUCUAUGGUGUCCACUGAAGCGGUAUUUAGGUUUUGCACCUCAAACUAAUUUAGCCCGCAACUGUGGUUGUAUCCUGUCAACCGGAACUAAUGGAGGCAUGGAAUUGAUGCUGGUGAAAGCCCGCCCACGGCUUGGGGUCAUAAGGACAAAGAUAUUCACUCCCGUGAAACAAGAUUUUGCUGUUGUGAGCCGCCACGGCCGGCCUCCGCUGUCUGGGGUGUGGGGUCCUGUGGUUCACAGGCAAAUCAUCGGGGAUCGCUCCAGGAAUGUCAAGCCCUUUGCAUUUCCGGUGGUUGUUGAUGCAGCUGCUCACUGGCUGUGCAGGUCUUCUGGAAAGUAUCGUGUACUGAAGAUGCCAAUCAAUGACACUAGCAUGCCAUCAUAUAUCCCACUGCCUACCACAUGCUGCUCGACAGUUGAUUACCACAAGGACACACUACUACUUGUGUCAGCUUCAGCAGAUGGGCAUGUUGGUGGGAGCGACCAGGGAGGGCUGCUCGGGCUACUGUCACUCGAUGCCAAGGGGAUCACGGUCUGGAGUUCCAAAUAUCCCACAGGCUGGACACAACAUGGCACCAUCUGCAGAGAUAGGAUCAUCCAGUGUCUUGAUCUUCCAUACAAUAUCCAGUUUUCUCUUGAAUGGUGCUCGGCUGAGAGUGGGGUCUUGGCAAUGACUGCACAUGGCAAAGGGCACACCGCUGAACGUGUAAUCUUCAAUUUAAACACAUUGGAGGGGGGCCACAAUUCUAGGCCCGAGGGUGCUAUAAGAGGUCUCAAGUUACGGGCAAUGUGCCCGUAUGAGGCUGACUGGGUGGGUGUUCUCUCAAGUUUGAAGAUGUUGUGAGAAGCUGCUAGGGCGAUCAACGUGGCUGUUCAGGAGUUUUAUGCUCAAAAGCCUGGAUGGCUUGUAAUGUUUUGUUGCUUCUUCUUGAUGGUUGUGGGAAUGACCAGGCCUGGAAGUGUUUACAUUCUUGGUCGGCUGUGUUGCCAUUCCUUGAUAUCGUUUGAGUUUUGAGCCAUAGAUUUUUGUUCUUAAAACUGUGAGGAGAAAUGGUAAUGUGGUGAUGACUGAUGGUUCCGAGUUUCUGUUGAGAUUUCGGAUUAUAAGUUUCAACAUGUGCUUAGUUUGUUUUCCUGGUUCUUGGUUAGAUUUCUCAAACUAAUAGUAGUUCUUUUCUUCA